CAGUUUGCUCAGGCUAUGCUCUUUGCCAUUGAGGAGAUCAAUAACAGCACAGACCUACUGCCUGGAAUCUCUCUGGGCUACGAGAUGUAUGAUUCAUGUGGCUCCAUUGCCAGAAGUGUAAGGGUUGCAUUGUCAUUGGCUAAUGGUAAUGCAGUAGCAUCGGCCACUUCCCAGGCACCAUGUAUCAGACUUUCCAAUGUGCAGGCCAUUAUGGGAGAAACGUCAUCUUCACCUUGCAUGGCUAUAGCUACUGUCAUCGGACCCUUUCACAUCCCAAUGAUCAGCCAUUUUGCUACUUGUGCUUGUCUCAGUGAUAAAACCAAGUACCCAUCAUUCCUCAGAACCAUACCCAGUGACUACUACCAGAGCAGGGCCAUGGCCCAGUUGGUCAAGCAUUUUGGUUGGACUUGGGUUGGAGCAAUUAGAACAAAUGAUGAUUAUGGCAAUGAUGGCAUGGCCACAUUCAUAAAAACCGCACGGCAGCUAGGCAUCUGUCUGGAGUACUCUGUGUCUUUCUUUAGAACAGAUCCACCGGAUAAAAUACAAAAGAUAAUUGACACUAUCAAGACUUCUACUUCCAAGGUUAUUGUGGCUUUCCUAUCCAGCUAUGAUAUGAAUGUGUUAUUACUUGACUUGUCUCACAACAACUUGACUGGGUACCAGUGGGUAGGCAGUGAGGGCUGGAUAUUUGAUUCACAAACUGCCGCAAUGGAUAGGCAUCACAUUCUGGAUGGUGCCAUAGGCCUGUCGAUCCCCAAAGCACAUGUCAGUGGCAUUAGAGAGUUCAUGUUGGAUGUAAAGCCGCUCAAUUCAUCUAGUAAGGAAAUGUUUACAGAGUUUUGGGAAGCAUUAUUUAGCUGUAAGUUCAGGCAGUCACAGCCAUCAUCAGGACAUCUGAGACAAUGUACUGGACAUGAAAAUCUGACUGGAGUACAAAACAGCUUUACUGAUAUGUCACUGAUGCCAAUCUUUAACAAUGUAUACAAAGGAGUGUAUGCUGUGGCUCACACACUUCAUAGUAUUCUCAACUGUAAAGAAACCUGUAACAACACAGUGCAGCUUGAUCCAUAUAAGGUGAGUUGAAGACUAGCAGCGAUAAUAUUUUUCAUGUCACAAUAAAAAGGAAAUUUUGUUGUUAACAUUUCGAAGUUUAACCUAUAACAUGUAUGUCAGAUAAUGUUCUACAUCUUCUUAGAUUUUACAGCUUCUAAAAAAGAUUCAGUUCAAAACAAAGGACGGAGAUGAGGUUUACUUUAAUGAGGAUGGAGACCCAGCAGCAAAGUAUGAAAUUAUAAACUGGCAGCCUACAGAAAAGGGCCUUGUGGACUUUGUCACAGUUGGUCUUUAUGAUGCAACUUUACAUGCAGGCAAAGAGAUGCAUCUGCUAAAUAGGUCUUUGAUUUGGGCCCAAAACUCAAAGAAGGUAUGGUACAAUGUUAUCCCUGAAGUUGUUGGAUACAGUGUAUUUGAAUUGUCCUAAUUGCACAAACAUUUUUCUCAUGGUUGUUCUGGUCAUGCAGGUGCCUUUGUCAGUUUGCAGUGAGAAGUGUCCUCCAGGAACUCGCAAGGUCCUCCAGAAAGGAAAGCCAG
Molecule: messenger RNA, 1590 nt
Organism: Pseudoliparis swirei
Lineage: Eukaryota; Metazoa; Chordata; Actinopteri; Perciformes; Liparidae
Product: extracellular calcium-sensing receptor-like
Exons: 2
Coding region: 16-1083 (355 amino acids)
Biological process (GO): G protein-coupled receptor signaling pathway
Cellular component (GO): membrane
Molecular function (GO): G protein-coupled receptor activity
Source: RefSeq, a predicted model, not a curated record